Lithohypha guttulata is the source of this 1287-nucleotide messenger RNA. RefSeq names its product Ran GAP Rna1 (gene rna1). Bases 1 to 1287 code for a protein of 428 amino acids. Gene Ontology annotation, molecular function: GTPase activator activity; small GTPase binding. The transcript has a single exon. Gene Ontology annotation, biological process: nucleocytoplasmic transport; activation of GTPase activity. NCBI's taxonomy places the organism in Eukaryota, Fungi, Ascomycota, Eurotiomycetes, Chaetothyriales, Trichomeriaceae. Gene Ontology annotation, cellular component: nucleus; cytosol; perinuclear region of cytoplasm. The record is from RefSeq and is a predicted model, not a curated record.
AUGAGCAGCUUCUCGCUGGCAGGCAAAGGCCUGAAACUGGAUACAAAGGAGGAUAUUCAGAAACACAUUCAACCACUUAGCGACAACGACAAGAUAACAAGUAUAGAUCUCAGUGGCAAUACCCUGGGUGUAGGAGCUUGCGAAGCACUGGCUCCUGUGCUCAAGUCUAAGUCAACCCUAGAAUUCGCAGACCUACACGAUAUAUUUACCCAAAGAUUAGUCGACGAGAUUCCGCCUGCCCUCGAUUACCUAUUGACAGCUUUACUCGAGUGUCCGAACCUUCAUACGAUCGACCUGAGUGACAAUGCAUUCGGACUCAAGACAAAGGACCCCCUCGUCGACUUCCUCAGCAAGCACACUCCUCUACGACACCUAAUACUGAACAACAAUGGCAUGGGCCCAAUUGCUGGCACGAGUAUAGCAGAGGCAUUGACACAGCUAGCAAAGCGAAAGGAAGAAGUUCGGCGCUCAGGCAAAGAGGUUCCAGACCUAGAGAGUAUUGUGUGUGGUCGAAACAGACUCGAGAAUGGCAGCAUGGAAGCCUGGGCACAAGCAUACUCUGCUCACAAUAAGAUGAAGAGUGUGAAGAUGACGCAGAAUGGUAUACGGCCAGAAGGCAUCGUCGAGCUGAUUAAGAACGGUCUAUCGAAGUGCAAGAGCUUGGAAGUCUUUGACCUGCAGGACAACACCUUCACAUUCAGAGGUGCAACCGCUCUGGCUUCUGCAAUUCAGAAAUGGCCACAAUUGAAAGAGCUUGGUGUUGGUGACGAUCUGCUGGGUGGACGUGGCUCGAUCAAGGUCUUUGAAGUUCUUGCCAAAGGUCAAAACAAGAACGUCGAAGUACUUAGACUCGACUUCAACGAUAUCACUCCUGCUGGCGUUGCUUCACUGCUCACCGCCGCACAAGAUGGUCUACCUAGCUUACGAAGAGUUGAGAUCAAUGGCAACAAGUUCGAAGAGGACGACGCAUCUAUUGAGAAGCUCUCUGCUCUGCUGGAAGAGCGAAAGGACGAGAAGGGCACAGACAAUGACCCAGAAGAUCACUGGGGUAUCGGCGAAUUAGACGAACUGGAAGGUGAAGCAGAAGAUGACGAGGAAGAAGAUGAAGAAGAUCUUGCCGACGAAGAUGAAGAGGAAGAAGAGAAGAACGCCGAACAAGUACACAAGCGAGCUGUGGGAGUAGAGACCUUAAAAGCUGAUGAAAAGGCCGAAAAUGCAGACGUGGGUCAAAAGAAAGAUAAGGAUGUGGACGAUCUGGCUGAUCUCUUGGACAAAACAAAGGUAUAG